Oncorhynchus mykiss (rainbow trout) is the source of this 4581-nucleotide messenger RNA. Its product is annotated as carbohydrate sulfotransferase 3. Gene Ontology annotation, molecular function: N-acetylglucosamine 6-O-sulfotransferase activity; chondroitin 6-sulfotransferase activity. Lineage: Eukaryota; Metazoa; Chordata; Actinopteri; Salmoniformes; Salmonidae. Gene Ontology annotation, biological process: N-acetylglucosamine metabolic process; carbohydrate metabolic process. Gene Ontology annotation, cellular component: Golgi membrane. The record is from RefSeq and is a predicted model, not a curated record.
GUGGCCCUCUAUAUGCGGCUAUGUAAAAACAGCGAUGGGUGAGGGGCCAACCUCUCCACAUGUGACUACAGUGUCCAUUUUUAGAGGAAGAGCGGCACACUCGGUCACGGUGUGUUCUUGCCCUUUCGUUGGGAUUAGAGAUGUAAAAUAAUAAUUAUUCAACCGUUAAUGCGUUUUUUUGUUUGUUUGUUACAUAUAUCUUCACACGUUUAUUUCAUCUCAUUAUUGAUCGGAUUUUUCCCCCUUUAUUUUUCGUGUGGACAUUUAGAGAAAAAUACUUUUUUGUAUUUCUAAACUUUUCUUUCUAAAAUGUCAAAGUUCGCUCGCGUAUUUUUGUAGUCCACCUUCGUCUAUGGAAUCAUCUUGGGGAUAUUAGAAAUAGCCUAACGGACAUGGAGGAGUUUAUCAACUUUUCCCACACAAGGUGCCUUUUGUUCGUGAAUAAGGCAGCGUGCUUUUGGAAGUCUAGACCAUGAGGGAACCCCUCGAGCGCACAACUGUCGAUUAGGCGACUGGUUGCUUGAGAGCGUCACAAUCAAAUGAACGAUGCAGCCGUGUAUACGAUGUAAAAUACAACAACGAUCAACCGGAGGACUGUUUGAAUAGGCAGCGGGAGUCUGGAGAAGAGAAGAAGAUUGGCAGAAGCUAUUAAAGAAGGUAUUCCGUGACAGCAGCAGAUCCCGACACAGCUUCAUCACAGAAUGAGGAUGAAAUACACAAUCUCCCUUGUCUUCAUUGUGGCACUGGUCAUCAUUGAGAAGGAAAACAACAUUAUCUCACGGGUUUCAGACAAGCUCACCCCAAAGCAGACCCCCCAGACACCCCUUCAGCCCAGUAACUCUGCCUCAGCCUCAGCCCUGGGUCUCCUGAAGUUUAAUGGCUCCUCCUUCACUACCCUGAGCAAGCUGGACCCUGUCUUCACCCUCAUGAAGAGACGCCUGGAGAACUACACCGAGCAGAGGUCAGAGGUCAUAGGAUCAGCAGGAAACAGAAAGCACAUCCUCCUAUUGGCCACCACGCGGACAGGCUCCUCCUUCGUGGGCGAGUUCUUCAACCAGCAGGGAGACAACAUGUUCUACCUGUUCGAGCCGCUGUGGCACGUCGAGAGGUCGCUGACAUUAGAGAGCGGCGGGACCAACGCCACAGCCGCCGCCCGGGCCUACCGGGAAGUCCUCCAGGGGCUCUUCCUGUGUGACUUCACCCCUCUGGAGAGCUUUAUUGACCCACUUCCUGUAGACCACGUCACCUCAGCCCUGUUCAGGAGAGAAUCUAGCAGCUCUCUCUGUGAGGAGUCCGUCUGUAGCCCGUUCGUUAAGAAGGUCUUUGAACGCUACCAUUGCCGGACUAGGAAGUGUGGUCCCCUCAACCUAACCACGGCGUCCGAGUCAUGCCAGCAGAAGGAGCACAGGGCCAUUAAAUCCGUCCGGGUGCGCCAGCUGGAGACCCUGAGACCCCUCGCCGAGGACCCUCGUCUAGAUAUCAAGUUCAUCCAGCUGGUGAGGGACCCCAGGGCGGUUCUGGCCUCCCGCAUGGUGGCCUUCUCCGCCAAGUACAACAACUGGAAGAAGUGGGCGGUGGACGGAGACGUGCCCAUUGACGACGACGAGGUGAGGAAGCUGAAAGGCAACUGCGACAACAUCAGGAUGUCUGCGGAGGUCGGCCUGAGGCAGCCGUCUUGGCUGAGGCGGAGGUACAUGCUAGUACGGUACGAGGAUAUCGCUAGAUUCCCUAUGAGGAAGGCAGCGGAGAUGUACAAGUUCACCGGGAUCCCGUUCACUCCUCAGGUGAAAGACUGGGUGUUAAAGAACACCCAGGCUUCCAAUGAAGCUAGUGGAGUGUAUUCAACGCAGAAGAACUCCUCAGAGCAAGUGGAGAAAUGGAGGUUCAGCAUACCGUACAAACUAGCCCAGGUGGUGCAGAGGGUUUGUGGACCCACGAUGAAACUGUUUGGGUACAAGUUUGUGAACAGCGAGGCGAUGCUGACGGACAAGUCUAUCAGUUUGAUCGAAGAAAAGAUUUUCAUACAAAACUUUUCAUAGACAUUUUACGGUAAUUCUGAACUCUGCUCAUCAGACAAAGUGGACCAACAGAUACGAUUAUGAAGCGAUAGUUGUGAGGAUAUUUAUUGGGGACUGUACUAGUAUACAACAGAGUAAUGUAUAAGACACUUUAUAGAUACAUAUUAUAUAUUACAUGUUACACUCCAGGGUGUAGAAGGAAAUACACAUUUUUGUGUGUAAUAAAAAGGAACGAAAACAAAAACGAGUACUACCUUUUAACUUUUUACAGGGACAUUUAACAAAAGAAAACCCUUGGUACAUGAGUACUACAUGGUAGAAAACACCUUGUUACAUGAGUACUACAUGGUAGAAAACCCUUGUUAUAUGAGUACUACGUGGUAGAAAUCCCUUGUUAUAUGAGUACUACAUGGUAGAAAUCCCUUGUAACAUGAGUACUACAUGGUAGAAAUCCCUUGUUACAUGAGUACUACAUGGUAGAAAUCCCUUGUUAUAUGAGUACUACAUGGUAGAAAUCCAUUGUUAUAUGAGUACUACAUUGUAGAAAUCCCUUGUUACAUGAGUACUACAUGGUAGAAAACACUUGUUAUAUGAGUACUACAUGGUAGAAAACACUUGUUAUAUGAGUACUACAUGGUAGAAAUCCCUUGUUACAUGAGUACUACAUGGUAGAAAACACUUGUUAUAUGAGUACUACAUGGUAGAAAUCCCUUGUUACAUGAGUACUACAUGGUAGAAAACCCUUGGUACAUGAGUACUACAUGGUAGAAAACCCUUGGUACAUGAGUACUACAUGGUAGAAAACCCUUGGUACAUGAGUACUACAUGGUAGAAAACCCCUUGGUACAUGAGUACUACAUGGUAGAAAACCCUUGUUACAUGAGUACUACAUGGUAGAAAAACCAUUGUUACAGGAGUACUACAUGGUAGAAAACCCCUUGGUACAUGAGUACUACAUGGUAGAAAACCCCUUGGUACAUGAGUACUACAUGGUAGAAAACCCAUUGGUACAUGAGGACUACAUGGUAGAAAACCCCUUGGUACAUGAGUACUACAUGGUAGAAAACACUUGUUAUAUGAGUACUACAUGGUAGAACUCCCUUGUUACAUGAGUACUACAUGGUAGAAAACCCUUGUUACAUGAGUACUACGUGGUAGAAAACCCAUUGUUACAGGAGUACUACAUGGUAGAAAACUCCUUGGUACAUGAGUACUACAUGGUAGAAAACCCCUUGGUACAUGAGUACUACAUGGUAGAAAACCCCUUGGUACAUGAGUACUACAUGGUAGAAAACCCCUUGGUACAUGAAUACUACAUGGUAGAAAACCCCUUGGUACAUGAGUACUACAUGGUAGAAAACACUUGUUAUAUGAGUACUACAUGGUAGAAAACACCUUUUCACCCCAAGUAAUUCAAGCUUUUUAAAUCUGGUUUUAGGGUGGCCAAGCUUGAGUCCUUGAACAGUUUCCCCGUUGAAGUGUAUUUGUUGUUCUGUCAAGCCACGGGUUAAUAACAGUAGCUGAUUUUGAACUGAGCUGUAGAGAAGGGAAUUAAAUGACUGGCUUUGCUCGGUGUGUGUGGAAAGCAAGACAGUGGCAGGACAUUGCAAUGUUUUGGUCUUGUAUGUUCUAUAGCAUUUACCUAUAAAGAAGGGAUGUUCUUUUUCAUGUUAAUUUAAUAUAUUAUUUUAUUUGUAUUGAGAUUGAGAGAUUAUGGCCAUGGCUUUUGCACAUGCUACAUAGAUGGAUAGUUUUCUCCUCGCUAACUGUUGGGACCCCUUACUUCCAGACCUGGGUUCAAAUAGUAGUAGAAAUCUUUCAUACGGUUUUAGCAUUUGCUUUAGCCUGCCAGGAGUGCCACAUGGGUGGGGUUUGCUGUUUUGAGAUUAUUCUAUUGGUUAAUAACACCAGCUAAAGUAUUUGAAAUGAUUUUGAAUACUAUUUGAACCCAGGUCUGCUUCAUGAACACAUCAGCUAGGUGAGUGAGUAUCUGUACAUGCAUGUUGCUGUUUUGGUUUUAAUUGGCUGUUAGUGUUUCACGUCGUGGAAGUCGACGGUGAGCGUAGCGACUCAUUCUGUAAAAACAGAUGUCUUCGGUGGUCCUGUAUGUACAGACAAUGUGUGUCCCAAAAGGCACCCUGUUUCCCAUAAUGCACCAUAGGGAAUAGACACAUACAUUCCUCCUGCAGCUGGUUUGCAGAAUUGUGUGAGGUUUAUCAGCAGCUUUCUGUCCUUUGACACAAGUCUCCUGGCUGGUGACGAUGGACGAGAAGAGGACCAGGGGACUAAAAGACUGGGUGUACGUUCCAAAUGGCACCCUAUUCCGUAUAUGGUGCACUAUAUUUGACCACUGCCCCAUUGGGAUCUGGUCAUAGGUAGUGCACUAUGUAGGGAAUAGGUUGCCCUUUGGGAGGCGUUAUGGUUUUUGUCUAUAUGCAUGCCUAUGCCCUUUCUCAUUCUGGUGUUAAGUUAAGUUUGCUUUUCAUUUCAGUGGAAUUCACUAUUGUUGUAUGUGGUUGUUUGGCCUUUUACUGUACAAGUAAAUUGAAUACUGACAAGUCUA